Molecule: messenger RNA, 2022 nt
Organism: Megalobrama amblycephala (Wuchang bream)
Lineage: Eukaryota; Metazoa; Chordata; Actinopteri; Cypriniformes; Xenocyprididae
Gene: acy3.2
Product: aspartoacylase (aminocyclase) 3, tandem duplicate 2
Exons: 9
Coding region: 585-1529 (314 amino acids)
Molecular function (GO): aminoacylase activity; hydrolase activity, acting on ester bonds
Source: RefSeq, a predicted model, not a curated record
GGGAAUAAGAGGAAACUGUGACAGAAAAUAAUGGUUUGUUACGAAAUGCUUCUCCGCCUUUCUCUGUCAUUAUGCACAAUCGUAAUGUUUAGGUAAUAGUCUAUAAGUUCUGCAGUCCUCUCAGUUGUCAUGUUUCUCCUCCCCCUCUUGCUUUUCCUCCACACACUCUCUUUUUAGCACAUGCAUGAGUCAGCAAAACACCGGCUUCAUGCGGGAGCUUCCUUCAUGGCCAGUGGAAGAGUGUUUCUGUAACAUCAUGUGUGAAAGAUGAUCCAGCACUGGUGACUGAAGGCGAGGCAGAGGAGGAGGUGCAACCCCUGCAGCUAGAUUACCCCUGUACUGGCUAAAUGUGUGUCAGCACGCAUGCCCUGUCACACCUCACCGUAUGUGUCCAAAGGUCUCUGAUGCCUUGUGCAACUCCACUCAGUAAGACGAUUAGAGGGAAAGCAUUUGAAGGAAGGAGUGAAACAACAUUACUUCUAUCUUAAAAAUAACGUUUGAAUCAAAAUAGGUUAAGCUCUUUGCAUUGCAUUUGUGGCACAGAACGUUUUCAGCUUGGAAAAACAAAGGAGACAAGGUUUAAGAUGGCAUCAGCGUUCCUGCCAGCAAUGGGUCGUUUGGCCGUAUGUGGUGGUACACAUGGCAAUGAGCUGUCAGGUGUGUAUCUGGUGCAGGAGAUGGAGCGACAGAGGAAAGAGAAGGGAGACGGCGCAUGGCCGAUUCCCGUAACAACUGUUCUGUCAAACCCACGGGCUGUGAAAGAGUGCAGAAGAUACGUUGACACGGAUAUGAAUCGCUGCUUCAACAGAGCCACGCUGAGUUCACCUACGACAGACAGCAGCCAAUAUGAAGUUCACCGCGCUCAGGAACUGAACAAUCAGCUGGGACUGAAGGGAUCUGCAGAUGCAAUAGACAUGAUUUGUGACCUCCAUAACACCACAUCUAACAUGGGCCUCACACUCAUCCAUUACACAACCAGUGACUGGGUGACCCUGCACAUCUGCAAAUACUUACAGACUAAGAUAACCAAAGUGCCUGUGAGAGUUCUGGUACUGGAUGUCCCGAUUAGUGAUGCAUAUUCCUUGGAGUCUGUAUCCAAGCAUGGCUUUUCAAUAGAGGUCGGGCCACAGCCACAUGGUGUCGUCAGGGCUGACAUCUAUUUCAUUAUGAAAGAGGCCGUCGACAUGACAAUCGACUGGAUCCACAAAUUCAACUCAGGAACAGUAUUUGAAGGCGGUGAUAUGGAAGCCUUCAAGUUUAUCAAAAGUAUUGAUUAUCCCAGAAAUCCCGAGACUCGGACUCUCACAGCUGCCAUUCAUCCUCAGCUGCAGGACAGAGAUUUCUGUCUCCUCAAGCGGGGUGACCCUUUGUUUUUGUCAUUUUCUGGAGAAACUGUGAAGUACGAAGAAGAAGAGCCACUUCAUCCUUUCUUUAUCAAUGAGUGUGCUUACUAUGAAAAGGGAAUCGCUUUUCACUUGGCAAAAAAGUUGACGCUGACGAUUCCAACGGUGCAAGUGCAGAAACACUGAAGAAGAAAGGAAAAGAUCUCUAUGAUUACCAAAUAUAAUAUCAAUCAGAUGAUUUCACAACACAGAAUGUCUCAAAUGAUUUUAAUUUUUCAGUCACUUUUAACUCAGGUAAACAUUAUGUACUUAUUUGUACAAUAUGUUAUUUAUAUGACAAUCAAUAUUGCUCAUUUUGAUCUACAGCUAAAAACAUGAGCAACAAUGUUUUGGAUGAAAAGAUAUUUAUUGUGACCAGCAAAGUGUUCAUUUAACAGAAAUGCUUACAAAACUGUAUAAAAAAGGCAAAACCGUCUGAAGUAUCUGGGACACCAUCAUGAUGAUGUCACAGUGGGCUGUGGAGUGUGAGGUAUCCUCUUGACUGUAUUGCUCAUAAGCUGUUGCUCUCAACCUGAUUGCUUUGAGAAAAUCAAGCCUCUCUCAGGCUUGGAAUAAAAAAAAGAACAUCUCAAAUAUUACAACACAGAAUAAACCGCAUGGCACAAUGAAAUCAAAUGAA